UACAGCGUGAGUCACCGGGAGGCGGAGGAGGUGGAGGAAAAGGAGAAGGAGUGCACUAGCCGGGAUCAGUGCGGCGCACACACUCAUAUUCAGUCACUCUCUCUCUCUGAGCGCGUCUCGCUCGCUCACACGCCUGGAGCCCCAGGAGCGCGCAGGAUUCCGAGCGGCGCGGAAAAGUUGUACCGGCUUUUACUCCAGACUAAUUGCUUUGGGAAGUGCGUUUGCUCGGUGAAGUCAACGAGCCUGCGGAAUCCUGUCCUCGAGGCUCAACACCCGGGAACUCCGGCCGCCUCCACGUCCCGGACUAUCCACAGCUUCGGCAACAAUAGCGGCGGCCACCGCCAGCGAGGCGCCCAGACCCGGUGCCUGCGGGGGUCUGGAGACCUUAGCCGGUCUCCCACACUUGGACGCGUGGCCAGCGUGGUUCUGGUUUACAACGCCAGCGUCCUGGAACGGCUCCUCUUAGGGACCGAUCCAAGCUCUAUCUGCAAACUCCAUCCCGCCGACUGGAAGAGGUCGCAGCGCGGAUCCAGGGAUUUACAAAGCCGGGGCCGCUCCGGCCAGGGCCGCGAUGCGGGUCGGUCCCGUGCGUUUUGCCCUGAGCGGCGCCUCGCAGCCCCGCGGUCCGGGUCUACUGUUCCCGGCUGCCCGGGGCACCCCUGCCAAACGCCUGCUCGACACGGACGACGCGGCGGCCGUGGCGGCCAAGUGUCCGCGCCUCUCCGAGUGCUCGAGUCCCCCCGACUACCUCAGUCCCCCUGGCUCGCCCUGCAGCCCUCAGCCUCCGCCCUCCACGCAGGGGACCGGCGGCAGCUGUGUGAACGCACCCGGGCCCAGCCGAAUCGCCGACUACCUGCUGCUACCCCUAGCUGAGCGCGAGCAUGUGUCCCGGGCACUGUGCAUCCACACCGGCCGCGAACUGCGCUGCAAGGAGUUCCCCAUUAAACACUACCAGGACAAAAUCAGGCCUUACAUCCAGCUGCCGUCCCAUAGCAACAUCACUGGCAUCGUGGAGGUGCUCCUUGGCGAGAGCAAGGCCUACGUCUUCUUCGAGAAGGACUUUGGAGACAUGCACUCCUAUGUGCGGAGCCGGAAACGGCUUCGGGAAGAGGAGGCCGCUCGGCUCUUCAAGCAGAUUGUUUCCGCUGUUGCCCACUGCCACCAGUCGGCUAUUGUGCUGGGGGACCUGAAGCUCAGGAAAUUCGUCUUCUCCACGGAGGAGAGAACCCAGCUUAGACUGGAAAGCCUGGAAGAUACCCACAUCAUUAAGGGUGAAGAUGAUGCGCUGUCAGAUAAACAUGGCUGCCCAGCCUACGUGAGCCCUGAGAUCCUCAACACUACUGGGACCUACUCCGGAAAGGCAGCGGACGUCUGGAGCCUUGGGGUGAUGCUCUACACGCUUUUAGUCGGACGAUAUCCCUUUCAUGAUUCAGACCCGAGUGCCCUUUUUUCCAAAAUCCGCCGUGGACAGUUCUGCAUUCCUGAGCACGUUUCCCCCAAAGCCAGGUGCCUCAUCCGAAGCCUCCUGAGACGAGAACCUUCCGAGAGACUCACAGCUCCUGAGAUCUUACUCCAUCCCUGGUUCCAAUACGUUUUGGAACCGGGCUAUGUUGACUCGGAAAUAGGAACUUCAGACCAGAUUGUUCCUGAUUUCCAGGAGGACAGUGACUUUAGUUCCUUCUUCUGCUAAUCCCCCCCCCCCAAAAAAAAAAAACCUCAGAAACCUCAUCAUUCUCACACCUGGCAUUUCUAAUGACGGGCAGGCCCUCUUCCGUGGUGCCAGCCAGAUUUAGGGACGGAGCACCAUUGUUCCUGUGGGGCCUCAAGGUGGUGUCGUCUCUCUGGGCUGAGUGACUUGAUUUGACCAGCAUGCACUCAGAUUAGCUGCUCGACAGAGGUGUCCCCUUUUCUAUGAACCAUCAUGACUGGCCCAGUGUCGGAUGCAAGGGCACCCCGUGCUUUGACGCUAACGGGCAUCCCACGUGGUCGGGUAUAGUGAACUUGAACAUUUGAAUGGGAAGGAAGCACUUCGCACAGUGGCAUUUGAACAAGGUGGCAAUCGGUUGGAGCAACGAACUCCCCUUGCUGCUGCAGUUUCUCCUACCAGAAGUUUUUCUUUUCUUUUUUUAACCCUUACUUUCGCUGCAAACUCACCCAUAACUCUGUUCCUGUGUUGGAACAGAUGGAGUGAGAAACCCUACAGCCUGUUCGAACCCAGACUCUCCCUGAGAGCCAGGGCCUCUAUGCAAUAAUGCCCCCCCCCCACUCCCCACUCCCCACCCUCCACCCCCCACCCCCCACUCCACGGGACCUGUCCCCUGCAGCUAUGAAAGCAGUCACCAGCUAAUUGUGGAAAAGUAUUGGGAGAUUCAAAUUCUUGGCUGUUUUAGAACUCUUGAGCUCAGUCAGGCAUCGAUGAUUUUAAAGAAAUUAAUUUGAUCAUGUGGAGUCUGUUAGCCUCUUAAGGCUCUCCUCGAAUAUGGCAGCAUUUGGCCGGCACUCCCUACGCCCACCGUUAGGACCAUCUCCGGGUGGAACAUUUGUGUGUGCAGAUGAGGGUGAGGAGACUCUCCAGCCUGCUGUCUCGGGAGUACGUGUGAACCGUCUUUGUGCUUCAGAGAAAUUGAGUUUGAGACAGUCUUGCAAGAUUCUCAGACUAAUUUCCAAAAGGAAACCAGACGCCAGCCUCCCACGGGUUUACUGUGCCUCUGGUAUCCAGGGUCUUCAGUUUCCCGUGCUGGGCUCUUUGGGGUUCACGUGUCAUGUUGCUUAUGACCCUAUCUGCGCAGCCGGCUCUGGAGUGACCGAGAGAACCUCAAAAAACGUCGCUGGAAAGGACUUUAAAACUCUUCCAUGCAGAUUCUCUCUCCUAGCUGCCCUACCCGAGAUCCCUUGCUUCAACCCUCCCCAGGUGGGGGAACCUAACCUCUGCCUGAAUGCUUCUGGAGACGGAAACGGAAACAGAAACGUAUUCCCUACAGGAAAUGAAGCUUCGCAGAGAAACUGCCGAAAGUUGCAUUAAAAAA
This is a messenger RNA of Mus pahari (shrew mouse), 3026 nucleotides long. RefSeq names its product tribbles pseudokinase 1 (gene Trib1). The record is from RefSeq and is a predicted model, not a curated record. NCBI's taxonomy places the organism in Eukaryota, Metazoa, Chordata, Mammalia, Rodentia, Muridae. Bases 572 to 1690 code for a protein of 372 amino acids. Gene Ontology annotation, biological process: regulation of MAP kinase activity; positive regulation of proteasomal ubiquitin-dependent protein catabolic process; protein phosphorylation. The transcript is spliced from 3 exons. Gene Ontology annotation, cellular component: nucleus. Gene Ontology annotation, molecular function: mitogen-activated protein kinase kinase binding; protein kinase activity; ATP binding.